CAAAGCUAACUGUCCACCACUUAGUUAGCUUACUUGUCCACCUCGAGAUUUAGCAAUUUACUAAACACAAGUGUGGAAAUUGAUAUAGAAUAACUCAAAGGAUAUGUUCCCACUGAAUUAAAACACACGCCUCACACAGAGACGUUGCUCUGCAACACAGGGCGCUCCAGCAGCAAUGUCAGGGAUUAAAAGGAAAAUAGAAGACAAUGACCCCGAUUAUGAUGACAUUUCGCUGUUCCAAAACAGUAAGAGAAACAAAGCAGUUGAACAUAAUGCCCGAGAAGCAGCGGUACAGAAGAUUGAAACCAUCAUCAGAGAGCAGUUUUCUUUAGAGAUGAAGAACAAAGAGCAUGAGAUAGAUGUGAUAAGCCAGCGACUCAAUGAAGCCAGGAGGAUGAUGGACAAGCUAAGGGCAUGCAUAGUGGCCAAUUACUAUGCCAGCGCUGGAAUAAUAAAGCACCCAGAGCAUGCUUCUAAGAGUGACCCUGCCAUGCUGAACCAUCCAGCCAUCCGCCGGUUCCUAGAGUCCCCAUCCCGGUCCUCUUCCCCUCUCAAUCAGGGCUCUGAGACUCAGUCUCUGGUCCAGUCAGAGUCCGAGUCCCUCUCACAACAAGGAGAGGGAGCUGAGAGGGAAGGAGAGGGAGCAUGGAGAGAGGCUGGCAGCAGGCAGGACCGCAGACCAGGGCGCAAUACCGGCAAGGACACAUUUGGUGUGCCAUUGUCUUCAGGAGCUGAGCAGAGGGUUACAUACCACCCUACCGGAAAUGAAGCCUCAAGACUGUAUGCAAAAAAGACAAUUGUUGUGGGGAAUGUUUCCAGGUACAUUCCCCCAGAUAAGCGGGAAGAAAAUGACCAGUCGACCCACAAGUGGAUGGUGUACGUCAGAGGCUCCAGGAGGGAACCCAGCAUCGACCACUUUGUAAAGAAAGUCUGGUUCUUCUUGCAUCCCAGCUACAAACCCAACGACCUAGUGGAAGUCAGUGAGGCUCCCUUUCAUUUAACACGUCGCGGCUGGGGGGAGUUCCCUGUGAGGAUCCAGAUCCACUUCAAUGACCCGCGCAACAAACGUAUCGACAUCAUCCACCAGCUAAAGCUGGACAGAACAUACACUGGGCUGCAGACACUCGGAGCAGAGACUGUGGUUGAUGUGGAGCUCCAUAGGAACUCUCUUGGGGAGGACUUCAUCCCUCAGCCCUCUUCCUCCAAGGUGACUCACAGAGCAGCCAGCCCCCCAAUGGGCGCCUCCCUGCCCCAGAGUUAUGGACGCUCCAGUUCUCCAGUCCCACACGAUGCCAGUGUGGAUAAAGGUUUCAUCAAAGCGGAGAUGGGCAGGUCUGCAGGCGGCCAUAGCUCCGGCCUCACCGCUGGUGAACGCACCCCAACCCGACCCAAAGUUGCAGACAGGAUCACACUGGGUACCCAUGGCAACUCUGCCUUCCAGCCCAUCACUGCCAGCUGUAAGAUUGUCCCUCAAGGACAGACGCCAAGUCCUGCUGAGUCUCCGGGGAAAUCGUUCCAACCAAUCACCAUGAGCUGUAAAAUAGUUUCAGGUUCUCCCAUCUCCACCCCGAGCCACUCCCCACUGCCUCGCACCCCCAUCACCUCCACCCCUGUCCACAGCAAGCAGGGCUCUUCAUCAGUCCUCAAUAACCCUUACAUCAUUGUUGACAAGCCCGGCCAGGUGAUCGGCAUGGCUUCCUCAUCCGCCGCCUCCACAGGAAGCCCCUCAGCCAAACAGUCUGUGGCCCAAGGCGCUCGCUCUCCAGCCCCCAAACUUCACUCCGGCACCUUCCUCUCAUCAGGGGUGAAGGUUAUUAUUAAGCAGGAGCCAGGGGAAGUUUCGACACAGCAGCAGCAGAUGGUUUCCACAGUAACCAGCCAGCAGCAGCCUGCCGCUACAGCAGCACACCAGUUUGUCGCAGUGAAGGGAGGUCACAUGAUCUCCAUGUCGGCCCAGAAACAAACAGGAGGGGCCACGGGGACCACAACUGGCAAGAUGUUAGGCAUCCCAGUUAGCUCUACGCUCCAGUCUGCAGUCAAACAGGUAGCUAUCAGCAGUGGACAAAUUCUGGUCGCCAAAGGCAACCCUUCUGUAUCCAAGGUGAUGGGUGGGAAGCAGGUUUUGGCUCAGGGUCUCGCUAAAGCCAUCGUCAGCGGAGCCAGUGGCCUCUCUGGACAGCAGGCGGCUGCCAAGGCGACCGGGGGGUCAAGUGGCAAGAGUGGAGUGAUGGCUACUCUUCAGCUGCCAGCCAACAACCUGGCUAAUCUGGCCAACCUGCCUCCAGGCACCAAGCUCUACCUGACCACCAACAGUAAGAACCCGUCGGGGAAGGGGAAGCUGCUCCUCAUCCCACAGGGAGCCAUCCUGCGAGCCUCCAGCGCAGGUCAGCAGUCCCAGAGCAGCUCAUCGACGGGCGCUGGGGGCUCUCAGACCUCCUCCUCCUCCUCUUCAUCAUCCAGCAGUCUGCCUUCCAACCUCUCCUACACGUCCUACAUCCUCAAACAGACCCCACAGGGCACGUUUCUGGUGGGCCAGCCAGCACAGGGUUCAGGGAAGCAGGGGGGUUCCAGUUCAGCAGGCCAUGCAGCAUCAUCUCCAGCAAAUGUUACCCAGCAGGCCAUCCGGGUGACAGCGGGACAGAAGGCUGCUAUCCUGGCUCAGGUGGUGGGCGGCUCCCAGGGUGCCCAGGUGAAGUUGUCCGACGGCUCUGUUAAGACGGUCACCGCGGCAGCAGCAGGCCACUUGUCCAAGCCCGGGACGACCACACUGAGGAUGACAGGCGGAGUCAUCACUGCCGCCUCCUCCACCCCCGGCCCCGUCAGCGCCGCAGCAGCCGGUCAACAACAGGCUGCCGAUGGCGGGAAACCUGCCUCUCAGCAUCACUCGCUCCUGGUGGCAGCCAAUCAAGCGGCAGUGAUCAAUGCAGCUAAGAGCGCUGCAGCAGCUGCGGCCGCUGGAGGCAGCCUGUCCAAGGCGGCCGUGGCCUCGCUGGUCAAGGGAGCCGGAAACUCUGCCGCCAUGACGAAAAGUGCUGCAGGCUCAACUGGAGCUUUAGUUACUGUGGCCAAAGGCAUUACCAACAUGCCUGUGGUCAGCAUGUCCAAGGGUGCAGGGGCGGGGACUGUGGGGGGUGUGCCCAAGAGCAGCGGCAAGUCAUUGGUCAAUGCCGCCUCGCUGGUCACCGGAAUGGCAGCAGCAGGAGGAAAGACGGGUGCUACUCUCUCAGGCAUGCUGAAGAUCCACUCUGGAGGCUCCAGCUCUCAGCAGACAGUCUUAUCCAUCCCUGCCAACCAGCUGAAGCAGCUGGGGGGGGGCGGUGGCUCUGGAGGGGUGCAGCCCAUACUCAUGCCUGUUGGGAAAGUGAAGACUGAGCCCGGCGCCGGCACAGCUGUCACAGCUGCUCCGUCUCCCCCAGCGACCGCUCCUGUCCCCACCUCUGCAGCUACGAUAGUCAAACAGGAGCAAGGGGCGGAAACCUCUGCUCACGAACUCAUCAACACUGAGCACAUAGAGACGCUGAUGCAGCUGCUGACAGCCGUGGUGAAGAAGUUCCCUCUUAUAGUGCCCGAUAAGACCGAAGACUCCCAUCCAUUCUGUGCCUCCUCAACAGAACAGUAUUAUUCCUGGACUAUUGGCAAGCGCAGAGCAUCAGAGCUUCAGCGGGCGGUGGCAGUAAAGCGGCUGGUCCAGGAUGUGUUGGACCGCUCGCCCCGCCUGCAGGCCCUCACCCCCCCAAAGACCAGAGAGGUGGUGCAGUGGUGCCGGCAGAGGGGCUACACGCCGCCUGACCUCGAGCCCCAACGCAAGAACGACGACGAGUCCAUCGAGGACAUCCUCACGCAGAUAGACAACGAGCCCGAGUGCCCGACGACCCUGAGCAGCUGUGAGGAGCUGGUGCUGCGGCUGGAGCAGAUGCAGGCUCUGCUGAAGACUGAGCCGGAGGAGGCAGACGACAGGAUAGUGGACAUCGUCACUGUGACCCCCCCAUGCCAGAAACUAAAGGUCAAAGAAGAGGAGCAAGAGGCUGAUGCUGAGCCCAAGUUCUUCCUGGGGCCAUGCAUGUCUGCUCAGUUUGUGGGUGACACAGCACAGCAGAUCGGGGUGAACUUCCAGCCAGUCGAGGUGGAGAAGAAUGUGUAUGCUCCAGUUGUUGAAGCCAUGAUUCUGAAGGCUACUGAACAGUUUGCCAGUGACAUCCUGAGAGAAGCUCUGGCUGGGGCGUUCGCCAAAUCCCCUCAGAACAGGGCUCCGAGAGAGAUCACAGCCAUGAACAUCCACCAGGCGGUCAGUAGCGUCCCCACCUGUGACUUCCUCACCAACACACACAUGGGUUACCUGUCCAAGGACAAUUGAGGCAUAACAAGAAGACAUUGACUGGUAACCGACCCCUACAGGGAUGUGAGGACUGUUCGACCUCCUGCUUAUGACGGAGAGACUCUUUGAAGUGCGUGAACAUUCACUUCUGGAUGUAGUCCUGUUGCCUCAGGUUGCGCAGUAAUAACUAAUGUACUGUAUUCAUUAACUUAAUUACAGAAGGACCCAGCUUGCUCCUCACAGCAGCCGAAUAACAAUUUCUAACACUCUUGUAUCAUUUUAGUCCUAAUGUACCAGAAGCAGCGUCGUGGGACUGGCGUCAUUUGAUUUUGAGAGGCUGUUGUGCGCUAGCUUACCUCAUAACAAGAUUAUUUUAAUGAUGAAGUGUUUCCUACUAGACAACCACCUAGUCAGCAGGGGAAAUGAAGCCUGAGUGACUUACAAAAAAAACAAAACCUCAUCAGACAGCUGUCCCCCCCUUGAUUCUUCACCCUGCUCACAGGUUCAGUUAACAGCGGAGGUGAAGCACAGAUUCACAGCGGGUUGUAAACACUAAUGAACAUCUGGGUAUUAGAGUUUCCAUCAAUCAAGUUGAUAGUAAUGUCUGGUGGGCAAAACAAGGAUUUUAUUCCAAAAGUGUCGUUGCUACAGCAACUGUCUGCGAACAUCCUUUGUUGUGUUUCAGUGUCACCUGCCAGCUGAAUUCUGGCUCUUACAAUACCGCUGUUUUUAAGGGUCCACGAGAAGAGGUAACUGAUUCAUGUUUCUUAUAUUUAAGUUGCAGCGUUUUAUGAAGGGUUAUAAAAAAAAAAACAUGUCUGACUCUUAACAAGACAAAGUCUAAUGAACAAAACAUGUCAUACAUAUCUUAAUAUGUAUCUACUCCCCCUUAAAAAUAGGUUCAGUUGAAAGUGCUUUUAAGUGUUCUGUUUGGCAACCAUAAUCAUGUGAUGUACACAGUAUGACCAAUUUGAAAUAGAUGGUGUUUUCAAAUCCUGUUUUAUUUUUUUAUCCAAUAACAAUAACUGCGAACAGUAAUGCCCUAACAGUAGUGAGUGUGUGUAUGAAUAUGUGCGUAUAGUGGAUGUAGUCGUCACAAAAGUGAAUGCAUUUGAUGGUAAGUGAGUGCGCUGUGUGUGUUUUGUGGGCUGAUGUAGUGUUGGUAAAUCUGUUUGAUGUGGAGCUUUGCAUUAUGUUAAUGUGAGGAUGAUUGGAUGAGUGGAAGUGUUUGGCCUGAGUGGUUGUGAUGCCUGUUCAACCAAAUUAGUGUAGAAGGUUACCAAAUGUUGUAUUUUCAUGUUUCAGUGCAAAACCAAAAAUAUAAUCAAUAUUCUUGUAAUAAAAAAGGAAAAACUUGA
Messenger RNA from Gymnodraco acuticeps, 5673 nucleotides. RefSeq names its product YEATS domain containing 2 (gene yeats2). NCBI's taxonomy places the organism in Eukaryota, Metazoa, Chordata, Actinopteri, Perciformes, Bathydraconidae. The transcript has 29 exons. Bases 176 to 4354 code for a protein of 1392 amino acids. Gene Ontology annotation, biological process: chromatin remodeling; regulation of transcription by RNA polymerase II. Gene Ontology annotation, molecular function: histone binding. The record is from RefSeq and is a predicted model, not a curated record. Gene Ontology annotation, cellular component: NuA4 histone acetyltransferase complex.